Molecule: messenger RNA, 4233 nt
Organism: Funneliformis geosporum
Lineage: Eukaryota; Fungi; Glomeromycota; Glomeromycetes; Glomerales; Glomeraceae
Source: the annotation of a GenBank genome assembly
AUGGAAAACUCCGAAGACGAAAUGAUUGAGCACACUUGCGAUGAAAAUAAUGAAGUAAAUGAGCAGAAUUUUACCGAAUCAAUAGAACCUUUGUCACCUAUUACAGAACUAGCCGAGAGAUCUAGUUAUAAUAAUAUUAAUUUAGGGACUAACCCAAAUCGACGUGCUUCUAUUGCAGUAUCACGAUUUAAUAAUAUGAUAGAUCCUAAUAUAAUAGGCUCGUGGAUAAGUAAUGGCAUUGGGUACGGUAGUCAGGUGUCUAGGACUAAAAGACGCGCUACUGUGAUAGAUCAUGAUAGUGUAAAAAGUGGUUUUGUGUCAUUACGUGCCCCUGAUGGUGUAGAUUUAUCAAUGUUUAAUGAAGAAGUUAGUGAUGUUGAUUUACCUCAGGAAUUCGAAAAAUUUUUGAAUGAAAUGAACAUACAAGGGCCUGCACGAGAGAAAAUGUUGCAGCUUUCUAUCGAUCAAAAACGAACAAUUUUACUUACACACAAACAAGCUCAAGAAAUAAAACAGCAAUCGCAAUCGCAAUAUUUUUUACAACAAAGCGAAACACUAGAACAGCUGCGACCUGAAUCUCAGACUUAUCAACAAAAGAACUUUUUAAAUGAUUACGAUACAAUGUCUGAUAUGUCUGGAAAAAUACAAAUACGUGAUUCUGAUGUAGCUUCUGCUACAAGUGCCACUAGCGAAAAUUAUAACGCAGAACAAAAGCCAAAUAAUCGGCUUUCAUUAUCUUAUUGGCUGUUUAAUACAGAGCAAAAUCGCUCUUCUUCACCACCAUUAACAAAUGUACCCGAACAGAUAAAUCCAGUUGUACAGUCGACUUCUCAAAAUCGCUCAAGUGGAUUAUUUGGUUCUUUGUUAUAUUUAUAUCCUUCAGCCGGAAAUUCAACAAAAUUACAGGAUACACCUGAUUUUUAUAUCGAAAAAUUAACACAAAAGAAUGCUGCACCUAAGUUGUUAGCAGAUACUUUAUUAUCUUUACGAAUAACCUUGUCUUCAGCAAAGUUAUCUUGGUUAAGAGAAUUUUUAGAAAAUAAAGGAUUAGUGGUGCUGGAUUCUAUCCUUGAGAAACAUACUAUUCGGGAUAAGAGGAGCACAGCUAGAAAUUCUGACCAAGACGAUCGAAUACAGUCCCAAUUUUUGACAUCUUCGUCACUAGUUGCUAGCAUUGUUUUUUGUCUUCACACUACUAAUAACAAAUUACGUUCUCAAGUGGCUGAUGUAUUGGCAGCGUUAUGUGUGCUCUCCUUGGAUGGACAUAAAUUAGUUGUUGGCUCUUUCACGGAAUUUCGUGUAGUUCAUGAGGAAAAAUUCCGAUUUCACUAUUUAGUUGAAAGUUUGAGAAGAAAUGAAGAUGAAGAUAGCACUUCUAUUGAAUAUAAAGCUGCUGGGCUAAGUUUAAUUAACGCGAUCGUGAAUUCUCCUGAUAUUAUCGAAGAACGCAUUCUUUUAAGAGAGGAAUUUGAAAGGAGAGGAAUUGAUAAUGUUUUUAAGGUUAUCAAAGAUUCUGACCCUCCUGAAUCUGUAUUAAAGCAAAUUGAGGUUUAUCAAGAGGAGCGUCAAGAAGAUUUAGAUGAACUUUAUGAGAAAGCUCAUGAAAUUGUGAGAGGUAUAAAUGACCCACUUUCAAUAGUUGCUGGAUUACUUCAACAAUUGGAAAGUGACAGAAAUUUACAUCGUCGUGUUAUUGAAACUCUUAAAAAUUUAUUAAGGAUUUCAUGUAAAAGCACCGGAGAGAGGUAUCAAAACGAGAUAUGGACUUUGCUUGAGCAAUUUAUAGAACAAAUCAUUUCUUUAAAUAAUCUAGGGCAAGAAUGGCAAAAAUUUAUGAAAGAAUAUCACUCAUCCAUACAGCAUAUUGUCGGAAAAUAUUCAUUAGUUAGUGGUAACGUAACUGACGAAGAAAUUGAUUCUUUAAGGACUCGUGUGGAAGGAUUAAUUAUUAAGAACGAAAGAAAAAUAACUGCUGAAGAAAUGGUCGUUAUGCCUACUGGUCUUAAACAACAAACACCAAAUCAGAAUUUAUCACAUAACAAUUUAGAUAAACAACAAUCUAUCCAAACAAUCCCACAAGUACCACUGCACCAAUUAGUCCCCGGUUCUCCUACUUCUCAAAUGUCAAAUAUUUCUUCUAAUCCAUCAUCAAUUUCAACUUCACCAUUAUAUUUCCCGAAACUUAUGAAUAUCUUUAGACAAUCUUCUAUUCCAGCUCCAAUACUAAACCAACAGCAUCCAUCAGAUAAUAAUUUAUCCCAUCCUACUUCUUCUAAAUCUAUACAUCAUCAACAACAUAAAAUAAACCGUAAACCACCUCCGCCACCUCCUCCAAAAAUUCCUUCCUCAUCAUUAUCAAUUGUAUCGCAAUCUAAAACUAAGAAACCACCGUUUCCCGCUGUAAAAAAUGAAACGAAUUUUACAACAGAAUUUCCACACUCACAACAAUUUACGUCUAAUAAUAAUGCUGAUUUCACAUCACAUUUAUCAAAUUCAAUUAUUGACGAUAUUGAAACAUCGUCACAACCUAUUUAUGCUACAUUAAAUAAUAUAUUAGUCUCUAAUUCGUCAUAUCAAACCAAGAAUAAUGAAAUAAUACCAGAAACACUUCAUAAUGGAAUCACAUUUGAUGUUCUUUCUCAAUCACCAUCAACUUCGACUCCAACGGAUAAUAUUGUUAUACCAUCAAUACCUUUAAUACCUAAUCUGCCAUCAAUAAAUAAAUUUGAUAUACCAUCUAUCCCUUCACUGUCAUCACCACCACCACCAUCAGUUGCUAUCUCACCACCACCUCAGACGGUUGGGAUUCCACCGCCACCGCCACCACCUCCUCCGGGAACGGUUUCUCUACAACCUUUAUUGACAGAAGAUAGUAAUUCAAUAAAUAAUGCCUCCGUUUUGUAUGAUAAUUCUCCUAUCAAAGCUAAUUUUAAUAAGCCAAAGGGACCUUUAAAACAGCUAUUUUGGAGCAAAAUUUCAAACCUUGAAGUUAAUAACACUGUUUGGAAGGAUAUUCAGGAUGAAGAUAUCCCACUUAAUACUAAUGAGUUGGAUGAAUUAUUUAGUAAAACGGUUGCUGUUACAUCUGAAAAUGGCAUAAAGGUUUCAGUUAAAGCUACAGUUACAACAUUACUGGAUUUUAAUCGUGCCAAUAACAUUGCUAUUAUGUUAGCUCGAAUUAAAAUGCCAUAUUCUGAAAUUAAAAAUGCUAUAUUAGAAUUGGAUGAUGAAAAAUUAUCGGUAGAAAAUCUUAGAUCAAUUAAACAAUAUGUGCCUAAUAGCGAAGAGAUUGAAUUAGUAAAAGAAUAUGAUGGCGAUUUAUCGACUUUGGGAAAUGCAGAAAAUUAUUUUAGGGAAAUAAUGAUCAUUCCACGUAUGUCAGAGAGAUUGAAUUGUAUGAUUUUCCGUCGGAGGUUUGAAAUUGAAGUGCAAGAAUUAUUACCUGAAAUAACCAUGUUACACGAUGCAUACGAAGACCUUAAAAAUUCACCAAAAUUUAAGAAGUUAUUAAAGACUGUAUUAGCUAUUGGCAAUUAUUUGAAUGCUAAGUCGUUUAGAGGAAAUGCAUCAGGAUUUCAAUUGGAUGCACUUCUCAAGAUGAGAGAUACAAAAGCUACAGAAAAUAACUCAAAAGGAACUGCUACUCUUUUGCAUUAUUUAGCAUUCACCAUUGAAUCGAAUCAAAAAGAACUUAUUACGUUUAUGGAUGAAUUACCACACUUGGAAGCAGCAGCAAGAGUAUCUGUUGUAACUGUAAUGUCAUCAGUGACUUCUUUAGUCACUGGUGUCUCACAGAUUAAAGAAGAAAUGCGUGUUCUUAAACGAAUAAGACUUAUUACAGUAAAUGAUAGAUUUUUGGAAGUGAUGGAUGAUUUUGUUAAACAAGUGGAAUCCACAAUUCAAAGGAUCCAGGAAACGGCCACAAAUUUGGAUAAUGAGUUAAAGCAAAUGUUAAUUUAUUAUGGAGAGGAUCCAAAAUCAAUAAAACCCGAGGACUUUUUUGGAUUAAUUGUUUCAUUCUCAUCGUCUAUCAUGAAAGCUCGUAAGGAAAAUGAAGAUGCUCGAAAGAAAACGAAUAAAAAACCAUCAGAUGCGAUUAGCAUUGCUUCAUCAAAUGAUGCGCAAGGUGAUUUUGAUGAUGCAAUUCGUGAACUUCGAUCAGGCCUUAAACGUAAUCGUGGUAGGCCUGUAUCAAAAGUUUUUUUGGAAAUUGAAGAAGAUCCCAAUUACUAA